Aphanomyces astaci is the source of this 1230-nucleotide messenger RNA. RefSeq lists its product as hypothetical. Gene Ontology annotation, biological process: DNA integration. Gene Ontology annotation, molecular function: nucleic acid binding. The record is from RefSeq and is a predicted model, not a curated record. Lineage: Eukaryota; Oomycota; Saprolegniomycetes; Saprolegniales; Verrucalvaceae. Bases 1 to 1230 code for a protein of 409 amino acids. The transcript has 4 exons.
AUGGCCCCGUUGUCCCACCCGGACAAGAUGGUGUGUUUGUGUACCGACACGAGCGAGGGGUUCUGGGGCGCUGUUGCGACACAGGUCCCGGUCCAGGACCUGGCCCAACCGGCGAGCGACCAGCGACAUAAACCGGUUGGCGUUCCUGAGCGGGUCGUUCCGGGGAGCGAGCGGGUGAUGGCCGAUUGUGGAAAGGAGGCGUUUGCGGUUGUUGAAUCGUGCAUGCGCCUGGAGUACCUCAUGAUCCGUCCGGGAGGGUUCCGAUUGUUUAGGGACCACCGGAACCUGCUGUACAUGUUUAACCCUCUGGGGUCGAACUCGAACAUGGCCAAGAACCAGGCCCACAAGCUCCAUCGCUGGGCGUUGACGAUGACGACGUUCCCAAAAGUCCUCUUGGACCGGACCGGAGCCUUCCGGUGGAGUCCCGGAGUGCCCGGAUGUCAGGCUGGCCCUGGCGUUCCGUUACGGAACGAAGAAUUUAUGUGGCCGACGAAUGCGAUCACGGAAUUGCAGCGCGGCCAUCCGACAUCUGUCGCUCCCGGAGCCCCAGGAGGCUUGAAAUACGUCCUGGUCAUCAAGGAUGACAAGAGCGGGUUCGUUCGGUUGCAUGUCAGUACGACAGGGUCUGCAGCAGAGACGACCGCGGCGUUGAUGGAAUGGUUUGGCCUGUUCGGGGUGGUCAAGACCUGGGUAUUCGACUCCGGGUGCCAUUUUAAGAAUGAACUGGUCAGUACUCUGGGUCAUAUGUUUGGUGUUCAUCACCAUUUUGUCACACCACACUGCCCCUGGGCCAAUGGGACCGUUGCGGUGGUGAACCGGAACGUCGCCCAGACCCUGAAGACCCUGUGUAUCGAGAUGCGCUUGCACGCCGGGGACUGGCCGGGGGUGUUAUCCCUCGUACAGCCUGCUCUGAAUCAACAGCCGACCGACCGUUUGGACGGCAUAGCGCCAACGACGGUGUUUACAGGCCGGUCUGGUCCAUCCCGAGGAGCCACGGGAGAAUGUUUUUACGUGGAAGACCUCCGGGACCUGCGUCUGCGAGAUGGGAUCUGGGAAGUCCUGAUCAAGUGGCUUGGUCUGGACGAUCUGGAGUCAUCCUGGGAGCCAUCCCUAUCAAUCUACAAAGACGUCCCUAUGCUAUUCCGUCUCUGGACCAAGGCCCGGAGAAACGAAGAGGGCGUGAGCGAAAUUAUCGACGAUGUCACGAGUGCAUUUGGUCACCCGAUGUAG